AUGGGGCAGAUCGACGAGGACGCGCCGUGCGAGUUCAGGGCCGACGACGUCAUGCGCAUCGCCAGGCCUGCUGUGCGCAGGGCCCACAGCAUCGCCAUGGGCAGCGCCGGCCUCGCCGCCCACGCUGGGUACAAGGCAGGAACCUGCCGCUCUUGGCGUGCUGCCUUCUCCUCAUACCCAUCUAAAUCCACAUUAUGCACCUUGAUCCCGUCUCACCUCGUCCAGCCCCAUAUCACUGUCCAUGCUCCUAAUCUACCCUCCAGAAGUGACGAUGGUCACAAGCUCGGCACGUGCCAGGUCGUUGAUCCAGCCAACAUGAAAAGUACCCUUCGCUACCAGGUUCCUGAAGAGACAUUUGAGAAGUUGUGCAUUGCCGGCUCUUCCUAUGGCCAGCUGAUUUGUGGAUGUGGCAGAAAUUGUCUUAUCAUGGAUGUGUUCACUGGUGCCAAAGUUUUUUCUCCACAGCUCCCAUUUACCAACAACACUUAUUUGUACUGUGGCAUGCUGACAACUCCCCUUGCAUCACCAAACUCACACCUCCUAGUUUGCGCGCUACCAGAAAAGAGCAGUCCGUUCCUGCUUGAUUGGCUGAUUGGAAGUGAUUUUUGGUCAAAACUACAGCUCAAUCUUAAUGAUUCAGUGAUUAUGCAGAUUGUGGAGUUCAAUGGUCAGUUCAUCACGAGGGACAACUACCACAGGCUCUACACUCUGUCCUUGGCCCCCCCAACUUGCUUGAGCCUCGCAUCAUAUGGAGCACCUGUCAACUACAAAGCCUACUGCCUGGACAUGUCCACUGAGCCUGCAACAUGGGUGGAGGUGGUGAAGCUGGAGAAUGAUGCCCUCUUUAUGGGGCGUGAUGUGAGGAGCCCAGCAUUCUCUUGUAUGAGCCCAGGACGAUGGGGCGAGAGAAACAACUGCCUGUACUAUGCCCAUGACAGUCAAUCCUGGGUCUUGCAUGGGAUGGGUCAUGAUGCAGAUGUAGUUUGGGAUGAUUCCACUGACCCUGACCUUGUGUACAGCAGGGGCCUGUGCCUCAAGCUUCAGCCAUUCUGGGUGUACCCGAGCAUGUUCUACUUAGAUGGACAAUGA
Miscanthus lutarioriparius is the source of this 1089-nucleotide messenger RNA. The record is from the annotation of a GenBank genome assembly. Lineage: Eukaryota; Viridiplantae; Streptophyta; Magnoliopsida; Poales; Poaceae.